AACAACUUUCGCGCACUGUGAUUGGUCAAAGCGUUGCAAACUCUUGGAGGCGCACUAUUGUGAAAUGCCCGUAUUGAACGGAGCCUAGAUGGACGACACACAUGGUGAUGCGACUUUGGCUACUUUUACUUGGUUCUAACACACCCGAGUUUGCCCAUUUAAACUUCAUCCCCAUACCUGCCACCAUAAUUAUCUUCUAUGUACAGUUUUAAAGAACUGGAAUCUUUUGUAGAAGCCGUCGGAGACUUUGUUACUAAUAGAAACCAGAAGUAGGUCAGAGAGCGAAAUCAAAGUCCUUGUCAGCGGUUUGGAAAAAAAACACUGGCCUCUAACUCGUGAAUUCUCACUCUUGAUGAAAAGUCAUUUACAAGCUCGUACGGAAGGGCAUGUCAGCAUAUUUGCUUUAAACGGUUGCAGUUAUGUAUAGUUUUUAAUUUGAAAAGCCACAGAUAGGAUAACGUCUCACAUUACGGUUCUACCCUCAUUUCAAUUAAAAAAUUGUAUUUGUGAUAUACAUGUUAAAAUUGAUGUCUCGAUUUCGACUUUUAAUAAUAUAACGAGGGGCCUGUUUCUAAUUUUGUAAUGGUAGCUAUACGCAAAUUGUAAAAUUUUAUUUAUGUCCUGCAUAUUCUUUGAUACUUUACGAUGCGAAAAUGGCACGAGUGGUCCGAUUUCAGAGGACAUGUAUCCAUAACAUUUUUGGCGCUCUUGCUCUUUCACAAGGGGGCUGUCGAGGUUUGGUUUCCUUCACUUAAUCACAAACAAACGGGUACAAGUCCACGCGGUCCACACGUCUUCCUUCAAGCGUGUAUUGAUAUGAUGUUUAGGAAAAUACAUCGGUGCUUAAUUACUUUAGCGUUUCAACAUGUGUUCCCUCCGUGUUGACCGGAGAGUGAUGGGUCUACAAGCAAACUUCUAUUGUUCGACUUGGAAAUAGUUGCCUGAUCGGUUGUAAGGUUAUCUCAGUGGUAAAUACGGUGGCUGGCUACGGUUGGCCAAAGUCCAAGUACCGAAAAUCCUUGCACGGUAUUGGGCAAUGGAUCACAGCCGGCACGCAAUACCGAAACCAAACAGCGCGGGGUCUGUUCCACGUUGCACGUCUCGCGCAGUGUCGAAAUAUCCGGUGCACGCGCUCAGGCACGCCCUGAUUCCACUGCAUCUAGCUGCGACUCGCAAAGGGGAAAUUCCGCCAACACUUCAAGAUGAACGUCUCAUUCUUUUGCCUUUUCUUGGCGAUGGCUGGAGCUGUGACACUGGCUUCGGGAGCAACCAUGCAGCCGCCCAAGAAAACAACCGUGGUUUCACAUACAAGUGUACCAAAGACCACCGGUCCACACUCCAUCGCGCCGAAGACGACCUCCCACCACACCACCGCAGCGCCUAAGACGACCGCCCAUCACACCACUUCAGCGCCCAAGACGACCUCCCACCACACCACCGCAGCGCCCAAGACAACCUCCCACCACACCACCGCAGCGCCCAAGACGACGGCCCAUCACACCACCGCAGCGCCCAAGACGACCUCCCACCACACCACCGCGGCGCCCAAGACGACCGCCCAUCACACCACAGCAGCGCCCAAGACGACCGCCCAUCACUCCACUGCGGCGCCGAAGACGACCGCUCGACGAUCCACCGCCCUACCUGGCACCACCUCUCAACACACGCCUGGAAAUAUUACCGAAUCCCCAAUAAAUCCAACCGGUGCACCUGGUAACACCACGUCCAAUGGAACCGGCUCUACCUUUGCCACCACCGAAGCAGCGGCCACUACCAUAUCCGAGCAAAGAAAAGUCAUACCUAGUUAUCUGGUCAGAAAUGGUACCGAUGUGUGUAUGCUGUUCGUCCUGAAUGCAACCUUGAUAAUCCAAUAUAACACCACGGACAAUAAGAGGGGCGAGGCAAUCAUUCACGUUGGCGGGGACUUCAACGCCACGGGAGCUGAGUGGACCGCUAACGGGUCGUUUUGCCGGUACGAGGUCCAGAGAUUUUUAAGCAUCAAAACACAGUACGACGUCCCCGGCUCCAACGCAUCUGGCUCAGUGGCACUGACUUCACAGUUUGUAAUCACUUCUCUCGAUGAAGUCUACUACGAGUUGGGCCUCCUCAGUGUGGGUUGGAAGUAUUAUGAGCCGUUCUUCCCGCGGAAUGUAGUGGAUUACGGAAAGGAAGCCAUUGGAGUUUUUCCAAAUGUUUACGAAGGCACAGUCGGGAAGACGUUUGGGUGCCAGACAAUGAGGUUCAGCCGUGGACCAGUGACACUCAUUCUAGAUCACAUGAUGUUCCAGCCUUACGCUGACUUUGCAAAUGGCACAUUCGGCGACGUGGAACAUUGCAAGGAGAAGCCCACGACAGCAAAUCCGUCCACCGAGGCGCCCACUGAUCAUCCGCCCACCAAGCCCAGCCCCAACAACGGGGGCAAGAUCGCUGGCAUCGUCAUUGGCGUGUUGGCCGCGGUCGUCAUCAUCAUCGGAGUUGCCGUGUACGUGGUGAGGAGGCGGCGGCUGAAGGGGAUAUCGUACGGAAAUCUCGAAAGCGACAAAGAUUACGUUCACUAAUAGAGGAAUUCUUCAAAUUGGGGUUAACUUUUCGCAACUGCUAGACCUCCCACUUUUAGUCAGUACUUAUUCGAUGGACUGCAUGCACUUACGAAACAGGGCGACCUCUAGUCAAGUAAAGAGGACUAGGGCCGUUUCCAAUACUCAACUUCGUCUCCGUCUCAUGCUUCGUUCCCAAAUCCAAUCCCUGAUUGUGGGCCUGAAGCGUUUA
This is a messenger RNA of Acanthaster planci (crown-of-thorns starfish), 2769 nucleotides long. RefSeq lists its product as uncharacterized. NCBI's taxonomy places the organism in Eukaryota, Metazoa, Echinodermata, Asteroidea, Valvatida, Acanthasteridae. Gene Ontology annotation, biological process: establishment of protein localization to organelle. The record is from RefSeq and is a predicted model, not a curated record. Gene Ontology annotation, cellular component: lysosomal membrane; plasma membrane; late endosome membrane.